This is a messenger RNA of Gigantopelta aegis, 2483 nucleotides long. RefSeq names its product ADP-ribosylation factor-like protein 8B. Gene Ontology annotation, cellular component: lysosomal membrane. Gene Ontology annotation, molecular function: GTPase activity; GTP binding. Gene Ontology annotation, biological process: anterograde axonal transport; protein transport. The record is from RefSeq and is a predicted model, not a curated record. Lineage: Eukaryota; Metazoa; Mollusca; Gastropoda; Neomphalida; Peltospiridae. The transcript is spliced from 6 exons. The coding region runs from base 75 to 632 and encodes 185 amino acids.
UGGAUCUACUUCCUGUAAUCAGGAAGGGAAAAGAAGGCGUUUGUACUGUCAUUUUUUUUACGGACAAAGAAAUCAUGUUUGCGUUUUUCCAAAGAAUAUUAGAUUGGUUUAGGAGUCUCUUCUGGAAAGAAGAGAUGGAAUUAACAUUAGUAGGGUUACAAUAUUCUGGAAAGACGACGUUUGUAAAUGUUAUUGCUUCUGGUCAGUUCAGUGAAGAUAUGAUUCCUACUGUCGGCUUUAACAUGAGGAAGAUAACAAAAGGAAAUGUAACAAUUAAGUUGUGGGAUAUUGGAGGCCAGCCUCGCUUUCGAAGCAUGUGGGAGAGAUACUGCAGAGGCGUGAAUGCUAUUGUAUUUAUGGUGGAUGCAGCCGAUCAUGACAAACUGGAGGCGUCUCGGAAUGAACUUCACAACCUGCUGGACAAACCGCAGCUGCAGGGAAUUCCUGUUCUAGUGCUCGGAAACAAGAGGGACUUGGCAGAGGCACUCGACGAAAAGGAGCUUAUAGAGAGAAUGAAUCUGUCAGCUAUACAAGACAGAGAAAUUUGUUGCUAUUCUAUAUCAUGCAAGGAAAAAGAAAAUAUAGAUAUUACAUUACAGUGGUUGAUACAGCAUUCCAAGGGAGGCCACUAAAGGCUGCAGAUUUCCAAGAGAGACCACUAGGGGUUGCAGUUUUCCACUCAGUUCUGUAUAUGAUGAAUGACUCUUGUGGAAAUAUACUUGCAGAAAGCGUCACUUUGAACUGAUCAGCAUAACCCUGCCAUGGAAAGGCAUUGUUUAGCACAUCUAUGUCCUGUAGUCACGUGGGCCGGCUGUCAGUCACAUGACUGCUCACAUGGCAGGCUUCUAGACUAGCUGACUUUGACAUUUUGCAUUGGCAGGCUCAUAUUUUUUAAGUUAUAUUUGUUCUCUGAUAUAAAUCUGUAAGUGUGCACAUGUAGAGGUCUGAAAGAGAUGUGUCUGUUUGCGUGUGUGUGUAAAUGUGUCUGUCGUAUUUCUAAAUGUGUCUGUCAUAUUUCUAAAAGAUCAAAACUAGAAAGUCAUUGUAGUGAUCAGUGUUUUAGUUUUUUUCUUUGUGUGUUUGUUCAAGUUAUUAGACAGCCCAGCAGUGACCACAUUAGAAAACAGUUCGUUUAUACACAUAUUCAAUAAAUAUGCUGUAAUCAACUGCCAAAAGAUAUUUCUUAAAUUGAUUUUAUUUUUAUAUUAAAACAAUAAUAAUAAUAAUUACUAUAAAUUUGUGAAAACUAGCUAAAAUAAAACAAUAAAUGUUACUCUUGUCAUUGCAGUAAUGUAUUUUAAUUAACUAAGUAAAAUUUCAAACAACAUUGUUAGUAUUUGUUUUUUAAUAUUUUCAUGACUGUUAAGAGAAUAUUGUAGUUUAUUUUAUUUGUCUUUUUGUUCAAGUAAUCCGAUUAGGUAAAGUUAUUUUUAUUUACCCUUUGUUACUUGAAGGUAUAUUUACCCGCUGCUUGUCUUUGAGAGUUGAGAUCAAGCCGGUGGGAUCAGCUACAGACCUACUGUGUUUGAUAAACUCCUAACACUGGCUUUUCGUUGAGAGUUGAGAUCAAGCCGGUGGGGUAAGCUACAGACCUACUGUGUUUGAUAAACUCCUAACACUGGCUUGUCGUUGAGAGUUGAGGUCAAGCCGGUGGGAUCAGCUACAGACCUACUGUGCUUUAUAAAACUCUUAACACUGGCUUGUCGUUGAGAGUUGAGGUCAAGCCGGUGGAAUCAGCUACAGACCUACUGUGCUUGAUAAACUCCUAACACUGGCUUGUCGCUUGUUCGGAGACCCUUGCUACGAUUUUACAAUGUAGUUUUUGUCAUUUGUAAAUAGGCUGGAUGUGACUUUAAUAUUAGUACAUUUACCCAUGCUUUCUGUUGCAGUUGGCAGUUUCUAAUACUCGCUAAUAAUUAUUUGUGCAAACAUUUUGAUGUGAUCACAGUUGAUUGUAAAGAAUGAGUUGAUGUCUACAGUUAAUGUAAUGGCAGUUGAUAGUAAACAGUGGGUUGAUGUCAAAGAUCUUGCACAGACCCUAGCGUUACUUUUGUAUAAAAUAUUCUGUCUAAUUCUCCCUUCCAAAAAACUCCAUAAAAUAUGGCUAUCUUGAACUAUCUAGCAACUAGUUUAAAUUUAUGUUUAAUCCAUGGACGAUAAGGCUUGUGUUUGUCUAAAACUGGAUUAUGAAUCAAAGUGACAUUAAAGUUGUAAUGCCCAGCAUGUCUUCAGCAAUGUACAGAAAAAAAUACUACAUCAAUAUUGUUUGAAAAUCUCAACUAUAAUAUAUCAUUAGUUUUCAUUGAACCAACACAAUGAGAACACUGAUACAUGACUAAUGUUCUUGAACUUACCCUUAUUUAUUUGUUAGUUAGUGGUACAGUACUCGCUCGAUGCGUGGUCGGUGUGGCAUCGAUCUCCGUCAGUGCACCACGACUGGUUUAUCAAAAGCCAUGGUAUGUACUACCCUUUCUGUGGGAUGA